Messenger RNA from Owenia fusiformis, 5751 nucleotides. The record is from the annotation of a GenBank genome assembly. Lineage: Eukaryota; Metazoa; Annelida; Polychaeta; Sabellida; Oweniidae.
GAAGUUUGUUUACUUUAUCGGUCACGUGAUCAAACGUUUCUGUCGUUCAGGAUACGAGGUCAUCCGAAAAAGUUACUAAAAACUCAUUUUUGGAGAAUUUUACAUAAUGGACCGAUUGGCAAACUGAGCAUGAUAUAUCGGUGAAUCCAUGGGCUGAGGAUAAUUCGAUUAUAUCCCGGAGUUAAUUGCUUAAGACCGAUUACAAUAAUUUUAACUCCACAUUAGGGAUCCAAGAUGGCGACCAUAAGUUUUGCAUGGCGAGAUCAACUUUCAGAGAUGGAAAAGAGUCUCAACGUAAUGAAGAAAUCGAAGAUGAUGAACUUUGCUGAUUUCAAGAGUAUGUUUGGGAUGAUUGAAAUUCACCAUAAAGAUAUAAAGUUGGCCCAUCUGACAGGAAAAUCAAAGGACCUUAUGGAACAAGCUUAUGAAGACACACAGUUCUUUUUCAUCCUCAUGAAGAUGUUGGGAGAAGUUUCUGAUGAUUGGUCUCCAGUCCAACAGAAACAGAACUUGCAGAAGGUCAAUAAAUGGUAUAUGGCGAAUAAACACAUCCUCCAUUGUCAGCCACAUUUUGGGAAAGAGCACCAACUGGAGAAGCGUAAACACAUCAUAGAAGAUGCUAAGAAACCUCCAACGUUCAAGUUCAAGAAAGAAAACAGACCAAUGAGUUCUAAGAAGAAGCCACAUGUGAAUAAUGAGGGCUAUGAGGUGGAGUCUAUCAAAUUUCUCGGGAAGGAUGGAAAAACUAGAGGGAGUCGCCCUUCAACAGCUAACUCUUCAAAAAAGAAGACACCUUUUAACAGUGAGAACAAUACCCCAAGCUCAAGUAGACCUGGGAGCUCAACCAGAAAAUCAGCAAUGAAACAAGAUGCCAAGCAGAAUAUCACACCAGCCACUGAGACUUCAAGGCCCAGUAGUGCAGCAUCAAGGCCUACUAGUGCUAGGCCUGGUGGUAUAGCAUCACGGCCUGGUAGUGGUGUCAUAAGGCCUGGUAGUAGCCUUAGAAGACUUGGAGACAUGGGAGUGCUACCCCAGGAAGCGGACAUCCCCCCUAACCCUGAAGAUUUGACCAUACAAAAGAUGAAACAAACUGUAUAUCCAUUAACUCACCUGAUCAAUCCUCAUACUAACCCUGAAGCCCUGGAAAUGGGAGAACAGGAGGGAGGGGGUUCAACUGAUGUAAGGUCUACUGAUGGAAGGUCAACUGAUGGAAGAUCAACUCCCAUGAGCAUAAAGAUACCAAGCUCUACUCCAGAUCCUGAAGAAACUCUCCCUGAGGGCGGAAGGAGUCGACCUUUAUCUGCGGCUGAGGUAAAGAAUGGCAAACUUCAACAAUGGGAAACAUUUAAGGGCUACUCCACACAUGGACAAGAGGUUUUAGCUAAACUGCAGCAUGCUGGGAGGAGCGGAACUCCACAUAGUAUACGAUAUGUUGCCCAUGACCAUGCCACUAGGCCAGAGCAUUACACAUUUGAAGUCCUCUCCGAUUAUGCUCAAUGGGACGAAAAAACUCAAAAAUUGAAAAACUACAUCGAUCCUAAAAUGCUGGUAAAGCAAAAUCUAGAAGAGUUUUACGAAAUGGCGGAGAACUACUACCCACCUAAUUUGCCACAAUUCCAGGGCCACACACGACCUAAUACAGCGCCAUCUAAAGGUGGAAGAAGUGUGUCAUUCUCUCCAGAGCAAACAAGGAGUCAAAGUGCUGUGUACCGAAAAAAACUUCCUGCCCAGAAGGUGUAUGAUGGAAAUGCUGAUGAGAAGGAGGUUGGGCUUGACACAGUUGUCACAAUUCUAGACUCUGUCACUGGGGACAUGGUUGGAGCAAAAGAAAAGGUGGCCCCAGAGCCUGCCCCAGGGUUCCGCAGUCCUAUGGUGAAGUUUGAUGUCACAACCCGGCCUCGCACUGCACCCCCAAGAGUAUGUACUUCUCCUGCAUCUAGUGAUGAAGAUGAAGACAGAAUGCAGCUUACUGACAGAGAUAUUCUAGCCUCCAGACAAAUCAACAUUACUCCACCCCAAAACUCAACCCAUGAUGCACGCACACCUCGAGAUGCCCCCACUAUGACAUCACCAGUGGUUCAGGCCAUUGAUUGGAGAGGACGAAUUGCACCUGAGAGUACAAGAUAUAAAUGGAAGGAAACAUCAUUUGGCCAUCAUACCUAUGUGAAAGAAAUGAAAAAGCAGCCAUCAACUCUUAGAACAGCUGGAGCUACACAUGCUGGAAAACGUCCGAAGACAGCGCCAGUGUCAGUCAGGGACAAGUGGAAGACAGAGAAGCCUAAUGAUGACAACCAGCCAAUACAUCAAGCUGCCAGCCAUCAAACAACUGAAAUCGACCCUGACACAGUCAAUGGUGACUUCAUGGUUCAGAAACUUGGCCGUGGGAAGAAUAAACGUCUUCAAAAAAGGAUGCAGUUCAUGGUGCCAUCUAGGCUAGAAGCAGAAAUGUGGAAAUACAUAGCAGCGCAGGAGAGCACACCAAAUCCUAUGCAGUUUCUGACAUUUUGUGCUCCUGCCUCGGUGCAAGGUAGCAGACCAGCUUCAAGAAUGACAGGUCCAAGACCAGACAGUGAAGUCAGCAGUCUACAGCAGCCCAGAGUACCGUACCAAACACCAGUGCCUUAUGAUGGUGCAAGUACUGAAGGCUCUAUCCCUCAUCUUAACCUGCCCAAUGGUAUGACCUUGAAUUCUGACUCAAGUGUUGAUCUUGAUGUUGCUGACCUCGGUGACCUAGAUGACCUUGACACUGACCGCACAGAAGCUGAUAAUCCAACCACUGGUGACAAUAUCUCUGCUGAUGUUUAUAAUGAAGAUGCUGAUGUCCCUCAGAGGGUAGAAACUCCUCCAAACACUGAACUCUCUUAUGAUGGCAAAGAAACCACUAACACUGAAGAAAAAUCAAUGAAAGAAGUAACAUUUGAACUUCCAUCAACUGGAAAUGAUAAUGUGGCUGACUUUGAUAUAAAUGAUCCUACAGGUGAUGACAAUGUUGAUAAUGAAAAAGAGGCAGGGGGCGAUAAUAAGAAUAGUGUUAACUUCAAGGAUAUGUUUCCUGUUAGAUCCAAAAAAGGAAAAUCUUCGCAGACAUUAUCGCAAUCUCCUUUGUGGAAUUUUGCACCUGACUUUCAAGCUCAUAAAAUCUCGAAGGAUAAAAUGCUCGGUCUGCACCCUAACCAAUCGCUUCUCAUUGCCAAGAGAAUCAGAGGAGAGCAUUGGAGUAAAGCAGUCCAAAUUCCUGAGAACUAUUGCGAUGGUUGUGUCCCACCUUCCAUAUCCCCUACCCCCAGGAGUGCCAGGUCCAGACCCUACAGCGGGACACCAACCAAAACGGCACAUCAUAUUCGAGAUGAGUCACAUCAUAAGCACAUUCAAGCACAUCACAAGGCGAUACAACAACAGCAAAGGAUGUUACAUCGUAAACAACACCAUCCAACCCGUGUCCUAUCUGCCCCUGUAAGAACUCGCCCCUCAAUCCCUAGUCCAAGUAAUCCAUACGGAGGCAGGUCCCCAAGACAUGGUAGUGCAUUUGCCCCUGAGCUAGAGCACCAUGCUAGGACAAUUAAAAGUCCAAGACAUUAUAUGGAGAAAGUUGUUGAUCUUCGUAGAAAGUUUGGGGAAGUGUACCACCCUCAUUCAGAAGAACAGGAUGACCCACCAGGGGACCUCACUGACUCGAUCACUGUGAGGAAAUUCUAUAAGAUGAAGCAACGUUCCCCAGCACAUAUAAACAAUGUUAUAGAAAACCCUGCAUUCACAUCAUACGUCUGGGAAUCUGAUGAAAAGUCCAGAAGAGUGACAUUUAAGAAUGAGGAUGAGGAUAACUUCGAGGGUGGUGAAAAUGAUUUCAUGAACAUGGAUGAAACAUAUGAUAAACACCCAAGUGACAGUGAAAAUGUGCCAAACAGUGAACAUGUGCCAAUUGGUGACCAUGUGCCAAAUAACAAUGAUGAUGGGGUGCCUGAGAACAAUGAUAACACAGCUAAGCUGGGUCAUAAUUAUUCUGGUGCCAUAUCAAAUGAGGAUGAAAAACAGGUGAAAAACAAUACCACUGGUGAUGAUGAAAAUACUUCCAGAGUAGAAAAUACUCGUAGAGUUGAAAAUACUCCUGAUGCUGAUUCUUGUGAAGAUCAGACAGCUGAUGUAAAUGCUAGUAUUAACCUGACACCAGUAGUAGAUAACACUAGUUUAGAUCUAGAUGUUCAGCAAGACACUGUUCAUACAGAUAGAACUGAUGAUACUGAGCAUCAUGCAAAUAGCCCUAAAUCACAGGAAAAUAGCCCUAAAGGCAGCACCAGUUUUCAAGAAAAUAGCCCCAUUGAAUCGCAUGUUAAUUUUACUGAAACACAAGCAGAUGAAUCAUUUGUCAGUAUACCUACAGCACAAUCCUCAUCAAGUAGCCUAGAAGCUUUAGAUACCAUAAAGAGUGAACCCAACGAGUUUGAAGCCUCUGGGAGUAAUCUAGCACGUAUUGGCAGACCAAUAGCACAAGUGUCUCAUAUACCAGACCCUGUGGAGGAGUUUGGGCAGGUGAAGAGGCAGAAGGAAGCGAAGGCCGCAGUAGAUAUUCAAAGGAUAUUUAGAGGUUAUGUGGCUAGAAACGUCUACAAAAAGCUACAGAGUGAAGAGCGUAUGAAGUUGGAGGAUGAGAGAGUCGCAGCAGUUCAAAUACAAAGACAUUUACGUGGCCACAUAUCAAGAAAAAGUGCCAUCUAUAAUCGGAAACCAGGCCAGGAAACAUUAGAAUGGGCUCGCGAUUUUAAAAAGUUUCAGAAACAACGGAAGUUGGAGCGUCAUGUGAAAAAUGAAAUAGUCAAGUUUGAAAACCAGAAAAAUCAUCAUAUAAGUCGCAGUAAGAUUAACAUCAUUGGGCCCCAUGUUGAUAUAUACCAGAACUUUAACCCUGUGAAGGAAGUGAUUGACAAGAAUAUCCUCAGGAAGGCUGCCAUUUGUAUACAGAGACAUGUUAGAGGAAUGCUUACGAGGAAGAAGUUUGAAAAAACUAAAAGAAAGGCGCUACAACAUGCCCCAUCAUGGUCAGAGUUCAUUAAGGACUACAAAGGACUCUUGACACGCAUACAGAAGCGCCACUAUGUCUCCCCUCUUAACAUUAAGACGCCUUUCAACCAUCAACAAGUCAACACCUUCAUGGACCUCAAGAAACGUUACGACUCUGUCUUUGAGAAGAAGGCAUUCGGAGGUCAACUGGAGGUGAAUGAUCUCCCAAGCUACUUCAAGGAAUGUGAUCUCUACCCAUCUAACACUGAGAUAGAAGAAGCCUAUGACAAAAUGUUCAAAGGUAAGAACAGAAAGGGCAAGGGACUUAUCCGCCAGGAAGUCUUGGAGCUGACGUUCACAAUUUAUGUACCUCCUGGCACUGGACUAACAGACACCCGUAAAUCAACAUGGAUGAACCCACUCAUUGAUGGCGAAGAGGGCAACAAACUCAGAGGUCAUGAAAGUGUUGAACCUGCCCCAUUGGGACCAUGCUUUGAUCUAGUGGCGGCAUCUAUGAAAGACCGUAAAGACCAAAAUGCUGCAAAACAACUUAAGGAAAAACAGAAGGUGGAAGCAGAGAAUGAGGAGAAACGAAGGGUGGAGAAGAAAGAACGACGUGAAAGUUUACAAAGUAUGGUUUCCAAAAGGUGAUAGCUUGAAGAACUAAACUGUGUUGUAGAAUUAUGUGACAAUUUACAGUGGAUGGUCUUCAAUGGAUUAAAGUAAUAAGUUCAUGGAGGAUUAGAGUUCAGAGAG